AUGUCACUCUUUUUCAAGGCGCCAUUGGACAUUGAAAUCCGCCUAGAUGAUGAAAAAUCCCGCAAGCAUAUUGAACUCAAAUCCAAACAAGGCCGUAUCGACCUGUUGCCGCUCUUCAGAGAUGGCGAAUCGGUCAAAGGACAAGUGACCCUCAGAACCAGAGGUGGCAGAGAUGUGGAGCACAUCGGAGUUAAAGUCCAGUUGUUAGGUGCCAUAGAGUCGCCUUUGGAUACUAUAACGCUGUCCGAGUUUCUUAGUCUAGCCACAGAGCUUGCUGCUCCCGGUCACUUGAGGCAAUCGGAUACCUACGACUUUGCUUUCAAGAACGUGGAGAAGCAGUACGAGAGCUAUAGAGGCAAAAAUGUCAAUUUGCGUUACUUUAUACGUGUUGUUGUAUCUCGCAAAAACAAAGCAGACAUCACUAGGGAGAAGGACUUAUGGGUGUUGCAGUACGACAACUCUCUGAGCGAAGAGACGAACGGCAAUGCCGAAAGAAAGGUCAGCACUGGCAGCAGCACUGGUGGAGAAGUCAUGGCGAAGAGUGCCGCUAAGACGAUAGCGUCAUCCACGGUCAAAAUGGAUGUUGGCAUUGAGCACUGUCUACACAUUGAGUUUGAGUACAACAAGAGCCGAUUCUCGCUCAAGGAAGUGAUUGUGGGUCGUAUCUUCUUCAUGCUCGUGAGAAUCAAAAUUAAACACAUGGAGAUUUCACUUGUGAAGCGAGAAAUGGUGGGUUCAGCUCCGAAUCAGGUGGUGGAGUCAGACACUACGGUGCGGUUCGAGAUCAUGGAUGGUGCGCCGGUCAAGGGUGAAAGCAUUCCGAUUAGAUUGUUUUUGAAUGGCUACGAUCUCACGCCGACCUACAAGGAUGUGAACAAGAAGUUCUCGUGCAGAACAUACUUGCUGUUGGUGUUGAUUGAUGAGGAGGGCAGACGCUACUUCAAGCAGAGCGAAAUUGUUCUCUACAGAGAAGAGUAA
Candidozyma duobushaemuli is the source of this 978-nucleotide messenger RNA. It is a transcript of the gene PEP8, whose product is annotated as retromer subunit. The transcript has a single exon. Gene Ontology annotation, cellular component: retromer complex; endosome. Lineage: Eukaryota; Fungi; Ascomycota; Pichiomycetes; Serinales; Metschnikowiaceae. The coding region runs from base 1 to 978 and encodes 325 amino acids. The record is from RefSeq and is a predicted model, not a curated record. Gene Ontology annotation, biological process: intracellular protein transport; retrograde transport, endosome to Golgi.